Messenger RNA from Cordyceps militaris CM01, 426 nucleotides. RefSeq lists its product as uncharacterized. The record is from RefSeq and is a predicted model, not a curated record. Lineage: Eukaryota; Fungi; Ascomycota; Sordariomycetes; Hypocreales; Cordycipitaceae. The coding region runs from base 1 to 426 and encodes 141 amino acids. The transcript has a single exon.
AUGGUUGUCGGAAUUCUUGUUGCCCUCGUCGCUGGUGUCGCCAUCUGCCACAGCUGCCACAAGAAGCACCAGCGCAUCGACGCCUUCAAGCGCAACUAUGAGGCGCACAACGGGCCCCUCACCAAGGAGCAGUGGAAGCAGCUGUGUCACGAGCACAAGCAGGCGCUCAAGGCCGAGAAGCACGCGCGCAAGGCCGAGAAGCAUAUGCGCCGCGCCGAGCACCGCCGCGGCUGCUGGCGUACGUCGCUGCCGGCCCCGGUGACCCCGGCGGCCUUUCCGGAGAUGGACGUCAAGUACGCCGACGCCGACGGAUUUCCGGUCGAUCCUGCGAUGCCGACCCAAAGGAUUCAGAUUCCGGUGCAGGGUCCGGAUGAGCCGCCUGCAUAUAUGCAGGGGUCCGUGACUGCACCGCCAGAGAAGAUGUAA